Grus americana (Whooping crane) is the source of this 5394-nucleotide messenger RNA. It is a transcript of the gene TRDN, whose product is annotated as triadin. Gene Ontology annotation, molecular function: signaling receptor binding. The transcript is spliced from 42 exons. Gene Ontology annotation, cellular component: membrane; sarcoplasmic reticulum. Bases 567 to 2876 code for a protein of 769 amino acids. NCBI's taxonomy places the organism in Eukaryota, Metazoa, Chordata, Aves, Gruiformes, Gruidae. The record is from RefSeq and is a predicted model, not a curated record.
ACUCUAUAUUUCAUGUUUCCUGACAUACCCCCCAAAGAACUGCAAUUAUGCUAGUGAGGCUGCAGGAGCGUUAAACAGUUCUUUCCCAGUUCUUUUUCUUUUUGCUGCCUUUCCAUGCACUCCUGACCUGUUUAGAGCUGGACCUUUUUACUUUUUUAUUUGUUGUGUGCACGGUUCUUAGGAUAUUAGAAAAAACAUGCUGAAGAUUCACUGUGAGGCAUGGCUAUUUUUAUUAGAAGCUGAUACUUUAGACUGAGCUUUAAGUGUUGCUUCUGGAAGGCCAUAGGUUGCUCUGGGAAGGCAGGAGUCUGCAGAGGAAACAGAAAGUUCAGAGGGGUGCAAAAGAAGAAGGAACAGAAUUAGCAAAAGCAGAGGACCUCCCUCCUUCUCAUUCUGCAGCUCCUGCUAGAGCCAGCGACCCAGAAGUAUUAUCUAAGCUGCCACAGUAGAUCUUGACCUUUGUAACAGAGUAUCUCUUACCAUCAUCAUCAUGGCCGAGAUUACAGCAGAAGCAAUAAACUUUACGCAAUAAGGGCCAUCAGCUCCGCAGUAACCUGACCUCCAGCAUGACAGGACGCAUGUCUACAACCACGACAAUAAUAGAUGGUAAGAACGGAUCCGUUCCCUCAUCAUCCAUGAAAGUGGGCAAGAAAUCAGUUACGGAAGACCUCGUGACAACGUUCAGCUCGCCAGCAGCAUGGCUCCUUGUUAUUGCUCUGAUUGUUACCUGGUCAGCAGUAGCUAUUGUAAUGUUUGACUUGGUGGAUUACAAAGCCUUUGCAGCCACCUAUUCACAACAUUGCGAUGAUCCCUGUUUACCGCCUGGAAGAUCUGUUAACAAGCUCAGCACAGAACCACUGAGAAUCAUUCAUGAGGCAUUGGAAGAAUCCACUGAUUGGCUUUAUGGCUUUAUUUCUUUACUGUCUGACAUCGUAUGGAGUGAUGAUGAUGACAGUGAUGAAGGUGAAGUGGAACCUUCCCUGAAAAAAGAAAUUCAUAAAGAGAAACUGGAGAGACAUGAAAAACGAACACCACCGAAGGCACUUGCACAAGGGCCAACAGCACCCUGGACUGUACGAGCAGGAGCUCAGCCAGUCAGUGGAGUAAUUCACAGAGACAAACCUGAAAAACAAGAAAAAAUUGAGAGGAAGGAACCUCUAAAGUUGACACAUAAAGACAAACCAGAAAGACAAGAAAAACCUGAAAAAAAGGAAAGGCAUGCAGCUACUCACAAAGAGAAACCUGAAAAGCCAGAAAAACAUGAAAAGAAAUCACCUCCUAAAGUAAUUCAAAAAGAGAAACCUGAAAGGCAUGAAAAAGCUGAAAAGAAACCUCCUCCCAAAGAGGAGAAGAAAGUAAAGAGCACUAAAGCAGAAGCAAAAGUUAAAAAGGAAGUGAAGGAUGGAAAAGGAGAAGCAAAGAUGACUGGGAAGCUCAAGCAGGCAGAGACUAAAACAACAGAAGUUGGGCUAAUAAAGGCCAAACCGAAAGUUAAGGAGGAGAAAGCUCUUCAGACUGUAACUAAAUCGGAAAAGAAAGAUCAAUAUGCAUUCUGUCGCUAUGUGAUUGACAUGUUUGCGCAAGGGGAUUUUUAUCCAGGACAUAAGGAAAUGGUGCCACCUCGUCUUCUUCUAGAACAUAGUCCAAGAAAGAAAUCAGCAGCUAUUGAAGAAGAAAAGUCUAUUGUGGUAGCUAGAGAAGUGAAAAAGAGAAAAGAGGAAAAGAAAAAGACUGAUGUAAAGAGCGUUAGGACUGAAACUAAGAAGAAAGAAAAAGAAGGAAAAAAAGAGAAAGCUCAUGAGAAGGCAGCUGUCCCCGAAAUUAAAAAAGCAGAUAAAAAAGAAGCUGCUGUGUCCAAAGUACUCAAAAACCCAGCAAAAGCUCCUGCAGCCAAACCAGCCACCAAAAAAGCAGCAGCACCAGAACCACACAAGAAAGAAAGAAUGACGGAAACUGCCAAAACAGCAAAGAAAGAAAAAGUACAUGCAUCUGUUGAAACUCUGAAGUCAAAAGCAGUACCUGAAAAGAAGGAAGAAAAAGCAACAAAGGCAGCAGAACGAGAUAAGCCAAAGAUGAAACAAGGAAAUCCGGGAAAAGAGAAAGAAUUGAAAUCUCCAGCUACUACAAAAGAUAAAGAACAUGUUAAAGAAAAGGAAGGAAAGAAUUCUACAGCUUUAAAAGAUAAAGAUUCUCUGAAAGUAAAAAAUCCAAAGAAUCCAGAGGGGUCAAGGGAAAAAGAGACCGGUAAAAGAAAAGAUGAGAAGCCUCCAGCAGCCUUAAAGGAAAAGGAUUCUUCAAAAGGAAAAGAAAUGAAAGCUUCAACUACGACUAAGGAAAAAGCUGCGGUGAAAAAGGAGGGGGAAAAGAAAGCUACCUCAGAGAAACCUCACGAACACAAGCAUGAACGCAUUAAACACGAAAAAGCUAUCUCUCAGACUAAGCCAGAGGAGAAAAUUAAACAACAAAAGACAACUCCCACUGAGAAGUCAGUCCAGAAAAAGCCAGCAAAGCAUGAAGCAGUCAGACAUGAAAAAGAAGUUCCACCUACAAAACCAGUCAAACUGAAAAACACUGCAAAGCCAACAAGUGAAAUCCCAACAGCAGCCAUGAAAAAAAUAAAGUCAGCUAAGGAAAAAGAAGAAAAAACAAUUGAGAAGAAACAUCCGAAAGAUGAGAAAAGCAAAGGAGUCCCACCAGUAAAAGAAGCUCCACGACAUCACAACCUGACAACAGCUCCUGUCCGCUACUUUCAAUGUGUCUUCCUAAACGGACCUAAUGGAUUUGGACUGCAAUUUCCCACUAAUCCUGCUUCAAACAAGGAAGAAAAGACUCAUUCAAAGACUUCCAAGAGAAAAACAAAGAAACCAGGGCAGUAGAGAGACUGAGUCCUGUGAUCAUUCACAUUUUGCACUUUAUCUUUUCUGCUGAGGUCCACAGUAGUUACAGUGGUACUUAUCAUUGCAAGAAUGUGAUCCACUUGGACACAUGUACCUGGAAAAAGUUUCCAUGGGGCAGAGGCAAAACAAGCAGUAAUGAACUGUGUUUGACAAAGGUAGAAAUGCAAAAGUGCCCUGUUUCUCGUGGAAAGGCUGCAAUGCUAACACAGCAUUGACCUGAUUGUGUGUGUCAGCGUGUGUGUGUGUUUUCCUGCCUCUUUUGCUGUUCUUGUUUUUCUUUACCUACCUGCUCAGCAUUGAAGUGAGUCUGUUUUCCAUUUAAUCUUAUCUAGGGAGUGAAAGGUUGAAUGUAGCUCUUAUAUCAGCAAGAUUGCAAGACUACCUGCAAUCCUAAAUCAUUUCUUCUUAACAUUCAAUCAAAUUGCUGACAGGGAAAAUCUUCACUAAAUCAUGAAAAUGUGCUCUGUGACUGGUGCUAUUUUUAUGUUUCAUUGACCAGUGUAGCCUGAAGCUCACACGUGCUCUGAGCACCUCAAUGUACUAUCAGUACGUUGACUCCGCAAGUCACGUUAAUGAUGAAUAUUUCUAUUUAACCUGAAGCAGUAAAAGCAUGGUCUGUUUGCCCUGCCUGUUGGUAAAGUACAAACUUUUCACUUUCUAAAGCCCAAAGAGAGCAGAGAAAGUGAAACAACAUGGCAAAGUUGAGGAAAACCAGUGCUUUACCAACAUGAAGGUCACAAGAAACAAAUGAAAUCAUUUUAGUACUACUACUUUUCUUCUGUGGGUGAAUCAGAUUGACUGGCAGCAAAGACAAUGUAAAUGGAGAAUAUACCAGCCACCCAUUUGCUAUUAGCAUAAGUCAGAUGAAAAGCUAUGAUGUGAGAUGCCACUCAUGAAACUAAAGCAACCUAAGUUUCCAAUAGGUAAACAUGCCGGUUUGAUGCAAUCUCAGAUCAGUGAACAAAAAACAAACAAACAAACAAAAAGCCAAACAGGAGCAUAUGAAAUAAUCCGGGUAGCUGAUUUUACCAGAUGAAAUGCAAGGACUAAAAGACUUCCUCACAGCAUACUACUGUUGAUAACUUAUAGAGGAGAACUGGAAGUGCGUAUGCCAAUCCUCAACCUUCUUUUGUGUGUUUCUGUAGAAAUAAAGGAUUUGUUGCCCUAAGAAAGAGAUGGGAUGGCAUUUGAUCCAUGUGAAGGCUCAUGACUGAAAAUUGGCAUCUCAGUUGUCUGUACUUCUGGCAAUGUAAAUAAUCAUGCGUUUUUGCAAGCUGCUAUUUGUUUGUAUUUCCUUACUAUAUUUUCACAUUUAAUCUGUGAAAUGUACAGCAGUAAUCUUAGUUAUAUAGUUAUCUGGUGAAGCAGCAUGAUGCUCUUUGUACAACCCAGCUAUUUGUAGAGUCUGAUCACACCGGUAACUAUAUACUGCUUUUUUAUUUUUAGCAUAGUUCAAGAUAACAUCAGCUCUUUCCCCCAUCCCGUUUCCCUGCCAACCCAUUCUUACCUUAAUCAAAUAAUUGACUCAUACAAGUUUUAGACAACUGAGUCUUUGACAGAAGAAUGCAAUUCAGAAAGCUUUGCUGUUACGCUGGUGGGUCAGGUUGGUACUCUGAUUCCCAGUCAUGGCCUGAUGCAAACUGUGUUCUUGGUCUCGAUGUGCUCUCAAAUUGCACAGGUCCCAUGCUACAAAAACUCUCAUUGUGACAAACCAUCUAGACAUUGGUUUCUGGAAAGAGGUGGGAACAGGUCCUGCCCUCGGAAUAGCUCUUCCCACAUAGGAGCACACUGCAGGUAACAGUCUUCAUGGUGAAUGCCUCCACUGUCACCUGUGAAAUCUGCUCUGAAGAUAGAGCUGCCAACAGAGAAUAUUUCAUGGUAAAAUGCCAAUCUUUCAUUUUCUUUCAUUGGGCCUUUUUAUAUUUCCAGUGACUUUUUUUUCCUUCCCAGUUUGUGAUUUUGUCUAUAUUAUUAUGGAUGUUAUUGCCCCAGGUUUUUACUGUGAAAGCUGUCUUAAAAUGAGAUUAUAACUUUCUGAAAAUCAGUUAAUUUAAUAAAGCCUUUAAUUCAAAUAAUCAGGACAAAAAUUUAAUACACUAUAAGCUGUUAUUCUUUUCAGCUUCUUUUGUCAAAAUAAAUGUUAUUCAUUACAGUUAGCCUUAAUUCUUUCUUGCCAUUUGAGUUGGGAGAUGACAAGAAUGUGUUCCAAAUUUCAUUUCCCUAAUGUUUCAGUUAGGUAUCUGAAAGCUUUGGAAAUAUAAACAAUUAAUAUCAUUUAACAAGUGCUACAAAAUCAGUCAUUUAUUGUUGUUUCUUAAUCUCAGUCACUGCCUCGAAGAACAGGAGAAACAGGUCCAUUCUCAAAGUAGCAAGCAUUUUUCUCUUUAAAUUCACCUGGAAACAUUAAAAAUUACUCAAAUUGCAUGGGUUUACUCAACUAGCCUAAAAUAUUGCAAAAUCAUAUGCUGAUUGUUAUCUGUUUUGGAAAAUAAAGAGU